AACGUGUUUACUAGAAGCUUCUCGAGGAUGUGCAGAAGUCAUCGGAUGGCUGCAGGGUCUUGUGUGUCUUUCCCAGUGAUGACAUAGAAGGGGAAUCCUUUUAGGAAAUACAAGAAACAUCAGUUCUACAGAAAAAUGGCCGUCAGUGCACACAUUGGAUGAAACAACCUCCGGAAUUCCUAAAGGCUGUUUAACAGUAGGAAGUCUGAACAACACGAGUACUGUACUAGUGGGUUGUAUAUAACGAUGGAUUAUUUGCUAGAAAAUAUUCUAGUUCUACUUAUGGCAAGUUUCCCCAUCUGUAUAUACACCUAUUCCAAUGGGCAAGUUACAGCGUCAUGUGACUCAAUGACUCCGAAUCAUAGGGUUUCCUCCCAAACUUCCAGCCCACCUUACACCUUAUCACUGGAUAAAUCCACCUAUAGUGCUGGGGACAACAUAAAAGUCACUCUCAGCAGCGGUGGCGGUGCGACACUAUUCAAAGGUUUUCUGAUCCAGGCCCGCUCGGGGAGCUCCACUACUCCUGUUGGUUCCUUUGUGACCAACAAUUCUAACACCCAAACCCUGACGUGUACGUCUGCUGCGAGCUCCGUGAGUCACACAUCAAGUAGUGGAAAGUCCAGCAUAGAUGUUACUUGGGUCGCUCCGGCCUCCAGCAGUGCAGAUAUUCAAAUCAGGGCAACCGUUGUCCAAACUGAAAGGGUGUUCUGGACAAAUGUUAUAAGUGCAAACAUUGCAUAUGUGUCUACAAGUAACACUUCAACCAGCAAAACGAAAGCUUCAACAGGAACAAUCCCACCUACGUCCAAACCAACAAGCUCCAAUCCAACAGCCUCCAAACCAACAAGUUCCAAUCCAACAGCCUCUAAACCAACAAGCUCCAAUCCAACAGACCCCAAACCAACAAGCUCCAAUCCAACAGACCCCAAACCAACAAGCUCCAAUCCAACAGCUUCCAAACCAACAAGCCCCAAUCCAACAGCUUCCAAACCAACAAAUUCCAAUCCAACAGACCCCAAACCAACAAGCUCCAAUCCAACAGCCUACAAACCAACAAGCUCCAAUCCAACAGCUUCCAAACCAACAAGUUCCAAUCCAACAGACCCCAAACCAACAAGCUCCAAUCCAACAGCCUCCAAACCAACAAGCUCCAAUCCAACAGACCCCAAACCAACAAGCUCCAAUCCAACAAACCCCAAACCAACAAGUCCCAAUCCAACAGACCCCAAACCAACAAGUUCCAAUCCAACAGACCCCAAACCAACAAGCUCCAAUCCAACAGACCCCAAACCAACAAGCUCCAAUCCAACAGCUUCCAAACCAACAAGCCCCAAUCCAACAGCUUCCAAACCAACAAAUUCCAAUCCAACAGCCUCCAAACCAACAAGUUCCAAUCCAACAGAUCCCAAAUCAACAAGCUCCAAUCCAACGGAUCCCAAACCAACAGCCUCAAAAAUGAGUAUGGCCAACAGUGGAGUCCAACAUACUUGGAGCCAUGGAGGAUCGUUCUUAUUGUGUGGUCUCAUGGUGGCUUCUCUUCUGGUCUGAUGACAUUCUGAGACUUAAUAAAUCUUGAGAGAUGCGACCCAUGACGUCUGGCAUUCUGAGAAUAAUUGAUGCACUUUUGACAAUAUUAUAUACGUCUAAAAGAAAGAAACUUGUGCUUAGAUGUGAUAUAAACAUCCUAAAUAAAUAAAAUAUAUAAGAAGAAUACUACAACAUGUAUAUAGAACUAUUAAGCACCUUGCUUAAAGGGGUACUCCACUGGAAAACAUUU
Molecule: messenger RNA, 1777 nt
Organism: Hyla sarda
Lineage: Eukaryota; Metazoa; Chordata; Amphibia; Anura; Hylidae
Product: salivary glue protein Sgs-3-like
Exons: 8
Coding region: 247-1548 (433 amino acids)
Molecular function (GO): oxidoreductase activity, acting on metal ions
Source: RefSeq, a predicted model, not a curated record